Letharia columbiana is the source of this 1728-nucleotide messenger RNA. RefSeq lists its product as uncharacterized. The transcript is spliced from 3 exons. Lineage: Eukaryota; Fungi; Ascomycota; Lecanoromycetes; Lecanorales; Parmeliaceae. Gene Ontology annotation, molecular function: UDP phosphatase activity; GDP phosphatase activity. The record is from RefSeq and is a predicted model, not a curated record. Gene Ontology annotation, cellular component: Golgi apparatus; membrane. Bases 1 to 1728 code for a protein of 575 amino acids. Gene Ontology annotation, biological process: nucleoside diphosphate catabolic process; protein N-linked glycosylation.
AUGUCAACAGCGUUUGACGCUCGUCGACGCCCAAGCCUCUGGUCCUACCUCAGCUUCAAUUCCAAGCCGCGAAGACGAUCGAGCUCCUUGCCCAAGCACGAGACUCCCAGUCCCGACAGCAAAGAAAAUACCCCUCCGAAGGGCAGCUGGGGCAGAGCAGGCAAUCUGGAGGGCUACAAAGAAGCCUCGAUGACGGGUGGGCAAAGGGCGCGGUUGCUGAAGACUGCGGGCUUCAUUACUUUGGUCGUACUUCUCUUAUAUCUUUUCACUUCUAGGGAUGGCGCAGGUGUUAGGGAUAUGGUGCAGGGAGCUCAAAAACCCUCGUCUACUUCUACCACGGAUAAGAAGAUAGCGGGGCCCCUAGGGACAACGAAGUGCUCGAAGUCCAGCUCGAGGGAUAAGCCUCUAAUACAGUAUGCCUUAAUGAUUGACGCGGGUAGCACCGGCUCUCGAAUCCAUGUCUAUAAAUUUAGUAACUGCGGUUCUACACCUGAACUGGAAUCCGAGGAGUUCAAGAUGACGGAGAAGAAAGAGGGAGGAUCUGGCUUGAGCUCAUACGGGGAUGACGCGGAAGGAGCUGCAAAAAGUCUCGACAUGCUCCUUGAGGUGGCUAUGAAGACGGUCCCGGACAAGUUGAAAGGCUGCUCUCCAAUCGCCGUCAAAGCUACUGCUGGUCUUCGAAAAUUGGAUCAGAAGAAAGAAGGAGCAAGCAAGAAGAUCCUCGACGCUGUCCGCAACCGCUUGGAAACCAAAUUCCCCUUCCCUGUUGUCUCUGCCGUAAAUGGAGGUGUUGAAGUCAUGGACGGCAAAGAUGAAGGUGUUUACGCUUGGAUUACCACGAAUUACCUCCUUGGAAAGAUCGGCGGUCCGGACAAGUCGCCCACAGCAGCCGUCUUCGACCUUGGUGGUGGCAGCACCCAAAUCGUCUUCGAACCCACGUUCAAAUCUCCUUCUGGUGGCAUGCCCGAAACGCUUCAUGAAGGGGAGCACAAGUAUGUCUUUAAAACUGGCGGUACAACUUACGAACUCUACCAGCAUUCCCACCUCGGCUACGGCCUCAUGGCUGCUCGUGAAUCUAUCCACAAAUCUGUCGUACAGGCCCUGCACGACGCCUCUCCGACCGACAAAUCAUGGGCCUCGUCUCCUAUCUCAAACCCUUGCAUAGCGCCAGGCAUGUCCCGCGAAGUAAACGUCACCCUCGACAGCGGUGACUUCUAUACCACCACAAUGGCUGGUCCUAAAGACGCCGCCAGCGCGCAAUGCCGUGGCCUUGCCGAGAAGAUCCUCUUAAAAGACAAGCAAUGCGACCUGGCCCCGUGCUCUUUCGGUGGCAUACAUCAACCUUCGCUAGAAAAGACCUUUGCGCGUGAAGACGUCUACAUCUUCAGCUACUUCUUCGACCGCACAAAGCCUUUAGGUAUGCCAGAAUCCUUCACUGUUGCCGAGCUGCGCGACUUGACCGCCAAGGUAUGCGAGGGGGAAAAGGGAUGGGCAAGCUUUGGGGCGGUAGAAGGUGCGUUGGAAGAGUUGAAAGGCCGACCGGAAUAUUGUUUGGACCUGAACUUCAUGGUUGGUCUCUUGCACACGGGUUAUGAUAUGGGCUUGAACAGGGAGGUCAAGAUUGCGAAGAAGAUCAAGGGUAAUGAGUUGGGCUGGUGCUUGGGUGCUAGCUUGCCGCUGUUGAGCCAGGAAUCAGGGUGGAAAUGUAAAGUGACUGAGUCGCAUUGA